GCUGACCCAUUGGAGGCACUAUCUCCUUGGGAGAUUCUUCUACGUCAGGACUGAUCAUCAGACCCCGAGGUGGAUGAGGACACAGCCUGUACUCUCCGGUGCUUUGAAACGUUGGAUUGAAGUCAUAGAACAAUAUGACUUCGAACCCCGGUACAUCAAAGGGGAGUACAACAAAGUUGCUGAUGCGCUGUCGCGUAGGCCAGACUUCCGUGGUGCGCUGAUCACUGAGUUUGGGCUUGCGGACAAUAUUACUCAGUCCUUGGUGGAAGCCUAUCGUAAGGAUCCGUUCAUGGCAGAGAUCAUACGAAGACUCGAGGCGAAGGACAAGGUGACUUCUGACGAGUUUGUGUUGGUCGAUGCCCUGCUGUUCCUCGAGAAGGCCGGGAAUAAAUUGGUUGGAGCACCUCCCCUUGCACAGCAGAACAGGAGGCGAAAGCAGAGAAAAGAAAAGAAAGAGGCCAAGAAGAAGACCCUGAUGGAGGAACAGGGGGCGAAAUUGAGAAAGAUUGAGGAGGAGAUGGCCAGAGAGAGAGAGAGGCUGAGGAAAGAGCAGGAAGAGAAGUUGAAAGCGGUAGAAGAGGAGGAAGAGGUAGAAGAACAACUACUGGAAAGGAGAAGAAGGGGGCAAGGAGGUGAAUCCAGUGGUACAAAGGAAGAUCAGAUGGAGAAGAAAAUUAUGGAGUGGGUUGCUGGUUUAUCCCUGGGGGAAGAAGAGGAGGCACUGAUGUAUGUGCCCAGAGAAGAACAAGAGGCCGCCAUGAAAGAGUGGGAUGCAGAAGAAGACCCACUCAAGCGGCAGGCGAUAGAGGAUGAGAAGAGGAUGGAGUGGAAGUUCCGAUUGACGAGGGAGAGGAAAAGAAGAAUGGAGUCGGCGAGCCAGGCGGCGAAAGAAUUAGCGGAGGUAAAGAAGCAAAGAGAGCAGAUGGCGACACAGGUGGACCUAUUGGGGAAAAUGGAGAUAAUGGCGAGAAACAUAGAGCGCCUGGCACAGGUCCAGGAAGAACAAUAUCUGUUUGGUAGAGGUCAGGACAUUGCCUUACGCUCUAUACGGCCGGGGCUCCGGGACUUCACCAGGGAAUUGGCGACGCAGGUGGGCUCAGAGGUGAGGACCCGCCUAGAAGGCAUGGAACGUUAUUGUACGGACGCCAUAGAAGGCGUUAGAUUGACUGCUCCCAAGGAGGAGGAAGCACGUCCCCAUAGGGAGCCGGUCAAGGUCAAGUUCCCAGAUUCCUAUAGCUGGAAGAAGGAAGAAAAUUUUGAUAAUUGGGAAGCCAAUAUCAAAACAUACGUGCACCUACAGAAAGUCUCCCCGGAUGAGCACGUCCUAAUAGCCAUUCACACCCUGAGGGAGGCGGCAGCCAGUUUUGCCAGGUCCCUGUGCCGCGCAACCAACUGCAAUGAUGAUUUAGUCGCCUACUCUGCAUUCACUCCCCUCAAUGGUUUUCUUAAGCUAUUGUGCGAACGAUUUGCAGAUGUCUCGCGCAACGUCAAAGCCUCCGAUCGAUUGCAAACCAUCCACUCUUGGCAGUGGAAGAGUGCUAGGGCACUCAAAGGUGUGAUGGAUGAGUUGGUAGCCAUUCCUGACCAUGGGGUUACUGAGACCCAAUUGGUCAACCUCUUCUACCGGGCUAUGCCCGAACAAUUACGAGGGCACUUCUUCGAGAAGAGCCAGCAGGCCACCAUGACCUACGACGCAUUGAGCAGGGAAGUGGUGGCGUUCAAAGCGAGGUCCAUGUCAAUUUCCACUUUUUGGCAUAAGGACCUAGAUAAGGGCAAAAAGUGGAAGGGUCGCACCAUCUCGGGUCAGGUCAAGACCAACGAUCAUUUGAUCCUUACGUUAGAUGAGGGUGGUGUCGACGAAGUCCCCUACGAGCAGAUUGAGUGGGGACUAGAGGAGGAGGACAUUGGCGUUAGCCAGGGGAGGACUUACGCUGUUGUCGUGGUCGGAGGGAGGCCGCAAGGAGGAGGUAGAGGCCACGGCCAAGGGGGUCGGGCCUCAGGGGGCCGUUCCCAGGGCGAUCAGGGGGUUGGUGGUAGAAGAGGAAACCACCAAGCGGGAGGAAGGGGUCAAGGUCCCCCACAAAACCGUUCAGGGAAUAGGUCGCCUAAUAGGGGCCUAGCGAAUUACAAUAGGAAGUUUGUGCGCAACUUCUCCACCAUCGCUGCACCCCUUCGCAGGUUGAUGAAGAAAGAACCGAUCUGGAAGUGGGACAAGAACUGCAUGUCUGCCAUGAAGAAGUUGAAGCAGGCGGUGAUAGAGUACCCAAUCCUUAAGGUAGUCGAUCCGUCCUUACCUUUCGUCGUCACUGCGGAUGCGAGCCAAUAUGGAAUAGGCGUUGUGUUACAGCAAGACAACGGCAACGGAUAUAGACCCGUAGAGUUCAUGUCUGCUAGGAUGCCUUCAGAGAAGGUCGCGACAUCCACCUAUAAGAGGGAACUCUACGCUCUCAGGCAAGCAUUAGAACACUGGAAGCACUACUUGCUUGGGAGGCACUUCAAAGUCUGUUCAGACCACGAGACAUUAAGGUGGUUGAGGACUCAGGCCAAGAUGACACCUAAGCUGACUAGGUGGGCCGCAGAGGUAGACCAAUAUGAUUUUGAGCUCAAGCCAGUAAAAGGGAAGUAUAAUGUAGUUGCGGAUGCUCUUAGUAGGAGAGCUGACUACUUUGGAGCAAUAGUCCAUUACCUAGAUAUAGGGAGAGACCUGCAACAGAAAGUUAGAGAGGCAUAUGUGCAUGACCCUAUUUAUAGCGACCUCCUCAAGAGACUUAAGGAGGCCCCAAAGACCGAGCCAGAUUACCACAAUACAGAGGGGUUGCUAUUCGAGAAGACUAAUGUAGCAGACCGCUUGUGCGUUCCCAACAACGAGGAGAUUCGUAGUCUGAUCCUAGGGGAAUGUCAUGAUACAGAGGGACAUUUCGGUCGGCAAAAGACUCUAGCCAAUCUAAUGCACGCGUACACUUGCCCAGGGAUGAAAAAUGACUGCAUAGAGUGUCAGCUUCAACAAUGUGCAGCAAUGUCCGGUGCGAACUGAAAUCCCAACACAAGCCCAGUCUCUUUUGGCUUUUUCUUCUCUCUCUCUCUCUCUCUCUCUCUCUCUCUCUCUCUCUCUCUCUCUCUCUCUCUCUCUCUCUCUCUCUCUCUAAAUGCCCGGUUGCCUUUCGAUAUAUACCAUGCUUAGCUGGCUUAACCCACUGCCAACCCCACCCUUCGCAAACCGAAGGAGGAGGUGUGUGUGGGAGAGAGAGAGAGAGAGAGAGGUGAGGAGAAACUGGUAGGAGAUGGGGUGGGAGUGUUCUAGAAUAAAAGUUUCAAGUUUAG
This is a messenger RNA of Chara braunii, 3321 nucleotides long. The record is from the annotation of a GenBank genome assembly. Lineage: Eukaryota; Viridiplantae; Streptophyta; Charophyceae; Charales; Characeae.